Messenger RNA from Lolium rigidum, 1044 nucleotides. Its product is annotated as tryptophan synthase alpha chain-like. NCBI's taxonomy places the organism in Eukaryota, Viridiplantae, Streptophyta, Magnoliopsida, Poales, Poaceae. The transcript has 7 exons. The record is from RefSeq and is a predicted model, not a curated record. Gene Ontology annotation, molecular function: tryptophan synthase activity. Gene Ontology annotation, cellular component: chloroplast; cytosol. The coding region runs from base 1 to 984 and encodes 327 amino acids. Gene Ontology annotation, biological process: L-tryptophan biosynthetic process.
AUGGCUCCCGCGCUCAGGGUGUCCACCUCCACGUCUUCCUCGGCUCCGUCGUUGACCCAGCGGAGGCGACGCGGGGCGGUAUAUUCUCGAACGCCGCUGAAGCCUGUGUUCAGGGCGCUCGCCGCAGCGGCGGCGGUGGCAACGCCCACGCCGGGGAGGCACCGGCCGCUCGCCCUGCCGCCCACGCCCAAGUCGGUGGCAGAUGCCAUGUCCAGGGUCAGGGCCAAGGGCAAGACGGCGUUCAUUCCGUACAUCACCGCCGGCGAUCCGGACCUGGCGACCACCGCAGACGCGCUCAGGCUCCUUGACGGCCUCGGCGCCGACGUCAUCGAGCUCGGCAUGCCGUUCUCGGACCCCUCCGCUGACGGGGCCGUCAUCCAGGCCUCGGCCAAGAGGGCGCUGGCGGCCGGCGCUUCCACGAACGCCGUGAUGGCGAUGCUCAAGGAGGUGACACCGGAGCUGUCAUGCCCCGUGGUCAUCUUUUCCUAUUUCAACCCCAUCGUCCGGCGAGGGACGGCUAGCUUUGCCACCGCAGCCAAAGAAGCCGGUGUCAAAGGUCUUAUCAUACCUGAUCUUCCAUACGACGAGAUACGUGCUUUCAGGAAAGAAGCCAUCAAGAACAGUCUAGAGCUGAUCCUCCUGACAACACCAGCUACACCAGCAGACCGGAUGAAAGAAAUCGCUAAGGCUUCUGAAGGGUUUGUUUACCUUGUAAGUGUUGUUGGGGUUACAGGAGCCCGAGCAACCGUGAAUCCGCGUGUUGAGGAUCUUCUUAAGGAGAUUAGGCAGGUCACUGACAAAGCAGUAGCGGUUGGCUUCGGCAUAUCGACCCCGGAACAUGUUAACAAGAUUGCAGAGUGGGGUGCAGAUGGAGUGAUCAUUGGCAGUGCAAUGGUGAAACAGUUGGGUGAAGCAGCAUCCACAAGAGAAGGGUUGAAGAGACUAGAAGUAUAUGCUAGGAGUUUGAAGGAUGCGCUUCCAUGAUAAGUGACGAUAAUGGUUAAUUAGUUGAUGGCGAGCCAUCAUGAUGGUCAAAUUUUCAAU